Apis mellifera (honey bee) is the source of this 1389-nucleotide messenger RNA. RefSeq lists its product as uncharacterized. The record is from RefSeq and is a predicted model, not a curated record. The coding region runs from base 440 to 1282 and encodes 280 amino acids. The transcript is spliced from 3 exons. NCBI's taxonomy places the organism in Eukaryota, Metazoa, Arthropoda, Insecta, Hymenoptera, Apidae.
AACAAGUUUCUCUUCCUUUCAAUUAUAGCCUUUCUUAAAUAUUGUGUGUAAGCUAUUAUAUGAAGAAUAAAUGUAUAGUUUGAUACAUAUAUUCAAUAUUCAUUUUUUGUUCUAUGUAAAAGAACAUUUUAUUAAGUGUUAUUAGAAAAUUAUAGUUCUGUUAUAAUACUUUCUUUUGCACCUGUCUAAUACCAUAUGUCAUACCACUAUAUAAUACAACCCCUAAUUAUUAUUGUCCGUAAGUUAACUAGCACUAGAAAAAAUAUGCUAUAAGAAAUCAUUAUCCAACACUAUGAUGAUGCAUAACAUGAUUUAUUAAAAUUCAUACUAUACAUUAUUUGAAAAAUUCUUUUUUUAAAUAAUACUUUGUACAUAUUGAAUUUGUGCACAGUUAAGUUUUAUUUCAUUCAAUUUCUAAGCUAAAUUGUUUCUUGAAACUAUGUUGAAACAAGUGAGUCCAGAGAAAGGCAUUUAUAUUAUAUGGCUUAGCGUAGCUUUAUCUCUUUGUUGGCCACUUCCUAUUAAUAGUACUAGAAAGCAAAUUGUGUGUAUGAAAAUUUUACAAAUUGGUGCCAUUAUUAGCGCUUUUAUGAUACUUCUACCUCUAAUUUAUACGAUUUAUUUAAAUUUAGACAAUCUUAACAUAUUUUUUAAAAGUAUUUGCUUAUUAAUGGGUGUAUUUCAACAUAUUGUACAAACUACUACAUGCUUUAUAAAAUAUGAUAGUUUACAACGAGUAGUCGAAGAAAUGAUGAUAUGUAUUAAAGAAAUGCAAUUGAAUGAAAUUAUGUGUGCAUAUGUCGCGAAAUGUAACAUUUUCUACGGAGGAACUAUUGUAUUAAUAUAUACAACUGCAACUGUUUUUAUAUUAGGACCAACAUUCUUACCAAUUACUUUUCCAUGGGAAACAGAAUAUCCAUUUCAAGUUAAUUAUACAUCCAGAAAUUUUAUUAUAUAUAUGCAUCAAUUUUUUUUCACUUAUCAAUGCGCUGCACAUAUAUGUGUAAGUAUGUUUGUGGCGCUUCUACUUUGGUUCACAUCCGCAAGAUUUGAAUGUUUAGUUAAGGAAUUACAGAAAACUACAAAUAUUGAAAUGUUAAUCGUUUGUCUUAAAAAACAAUUACUUUUGAGGAGAUAUGCAGAAGAUGUAGUGAAUUGUAUUCGUUUUAUAAUAUUUUAUACUAUGGCAGUAAGCACAAUUGUAUUGACCUUAUCUGGUAUUAUAUUGAUUACAGUAAGUGAAAAUAAUGUAAUGUAUGACAAUGUAAUGUAUGUAAUGUAGUACGUGAUAAAUUAAUUCUGUAAUUUAUAUAGACUUCAUCAUUACUUGUGAAAAUACAAUUUUUAACUAUAUGCAUAUCCAUACUUCUGGAAAUUUAUAUGUAUGCA